AAGACACAGCCUUCUGGAUGCUAUGCUUUUUAACAAGACUCUAAAAUGUUUUCCCUUUUCUGAACUUUAAAAUCUACAAAAUCAACACACGUUUUGAGAAUUUGGAGUAUUGUUUCCUGCAGAAGAAAGGAUGAAUUCGUGGGCCACUCUCUUUUUCCUGUCUGCAGUAUGGCCCAGCGCUUUGUCUGUGACACGGUACUCUAUAGAGGAGGAAAUGGAAAUUGGAUCUGUUGUGGCUAAUCUCGCUGCGGAUUUGGGACUUGAGCCUGGAGGUUUGGCACAACGAGAGGUAAAACUUGAUAUUUUCCAUAACAAAAAAUAUUUAGAUGUCAAUAAAAAGACAGGAGAGCUGUAUAUCGUGGAAAAGAUGGACAGAGAAUACCUUUGUCCGAUAAAAACAACAUCCUGUUUUCUAAAGCUUGAUGUAAUCAUAGAAAACCCUUUGCGCAUCUUCAACAUUGAACUUGGAAUAACAGACAUAAAUGAUAACGCUCCACAUUUUCGACGAGAAAGAGUAGAGCUCGGCGUUUAUGAAUCGGCAACACCGGGAGAGAGAUUUUCUCUGCCUAAUGGUGUCGAUCCGGAUGUUGGCAAAAAUGCAAUUAAAACAUACAAACUCAGUGUCAGUGAACAUUUCACAAUCGAAAUUCAGACGGGCAGUGAUGGAACUCAAUAUGUGGAUUUGGUGUUGACAAAGUCUUUAGACAGAGAGGAGAAUGCUGUUCACAAUUUAAUACUGACUGCUGUGGACGGCGGGGUUCCUGUGCUCUCCGGCACUGCCAACAUUAUUGUUAAAGUACAGGACACAAACGAUAAUCCUCCUCAAUUUGACAAGCAGAUUUACACAAUAAAUAUGACGGAAAAUUCCCCGAUCGGAUCCUUAGUGAUGAAGCUUAACGCUACAGAUCUUGACGAGGGUCUAAAUUCAGAGAUAGUGUACUCAUUCACCCUUUAUACGUCAGAAAAAACACAAGACGUAUUUGCAUUGAAUCCUAACACGGGGGAGAUAACUGUGAAGGGUACUAUUGACUAUGAAGAUAUGACAUUUUAUGAGAUGCACAUUGAGGCUAGAGACAAAGGGACAAAUCCCUUGCUGGGGCAGUGUAGCGUAGUCGUCCACGUGACGGAUAUGAAUGACAAUUAUCCUGAAAUUAUCAUACAGUCUGUAAAAAACACUGUGGAUGAGAACAUCCAAGUAGGAAGUGUCAUAGCUCUGGUAGACGUAAGUGACAGAGACACUGGCAACAAUGGAAACGUAAGCUUAUCCAUUAAUCAGCGCAUGCCCUUUAUUCUUAACAAGUCAUCAGAUAGGCCUAUGCAUUACAAGCUCAUAGUGUCUGAACCUUUGGACCGUGAAUCAGUACCUGAAUAUGAUAUUACACUAAUUGUGACGGAUGCAGGAACGCCACCUUUAUCUGAUAACGAAACAAUAACCUUACAUCUAUUGGAUGUGAAUGACAAUGUUCCACAGUUCCCUCUGUCAUUUUAUACUAUACGUGUGAUGGAGAAUAACGCACCUGGAGCCCUGCUCAGUUCCCUCACUGCGUUUGACCCUGACCUCCAUGAAAACCAGUAUCUAGUUUAUUUCAUCCUAGAAGAGAUAGCCAACACCUCCAUGUCCAUGCUGUUCUCCAUCAAUCCAGAGAACGGUAAUCUUUACGCACUAAAAACUUUUGACUAUGAGAUCGAGAAUGAGUUUCUUUUCCACAUCGAGGCCAGAGACUCUGGCUCUCCUCCACUCAGCAGUAACGUGACGGUCCACAUCAUCAUUGUGGACCAGAACGACAACGCUCCGGUGAUUGUGUCUCCGUGGCGCGCGCACGGCUCGGUGGUGGAGGAAAAGAUCCCCAGAUCCACCGAUAAAGGCUCUCUGGUUUCCAAGGUGAUAGCCUUAGACACAGACUCGGUGCACAACUCUCGGAUUACCUACCAGUUUCUCCAGGUGACUGACGCCACCUUGUUCAGUCUGGACCAAUACAACGGAGAGAUCCGGACUAUGAGGAUGUUCAGCUACAGAGACCCGCGCCACCAGCGACUGGUUGUUGUUGCCAAAGACAACGGGGAGCCCGCUCUCUCUGCUACAGUCACCAUCAAGCUGUCCACAGUGGAGACUGCCGUGAAGGCCUACUCUGACAUGACUGAGGUGCCUCUAGAAUAUGACAUCUUUUCAGACCUAAACCUGUAUCUGGUCAUCGGUCUGGGCUCGGUGUCAUUUCUCCUGCUGAUCACCAUACUGGUCACCAUCGUGCUCAAGUGUCAGAAACCCAAGCACAGCAAAGCGGCUGCUCCCUGCAGGAACAGUGUGAUCAGUGACAGGAACUCCUCCAUUGCAGAUUCCACUCUGGUGUCCAACGAUGCCUACUGGUACAGUCUGUUUCUAGCAGAGACCAGGAAAGGAAAGAUGGUGGUGAGACAGCCUGUGCCAAAGGGCUCCAGAUACAUCGUGUCCAGUUUACCAAGAGGCACAGGACUGACAGACACUAGUGACUCAGCAGCCUCCACCCUGCAGGUAUGA
Molecule: messenger RNA, 2515 nt
Organism: Cottoperca gobio
Lineage: Eukaryota; Metazoa; Chordata; Actinopteri; Perciformes; Bovichtidae
Product: protocadherin alpha-C2-like
Biological process (GO): homophilic cell-cell adhesion
Cellular component (GO): plasma membrane
Molecular function (GO): calcium ion binding
Source: RefSeq, a predicted model, not a curated record